Molecule: messenger RNA, 1443 nt
Organism: Rhodofomes roseus
Lineage: Eukaryota; Fungi; Basidiomycota; Agaricomycetes; Polyporales; Fomitopsidaceae
Exons: 4
Coding region: 191-1234 (347 amino acids)
Biological process (GO): steroid biosynthetic process
Molecular function (GO): 3-beta-hydroxy-Delta5-steroid dehydrogenase (NAD+) activity
Source: RefSeq, a predicted model, not a curated record
GUACGCCUUGCACUGGCAGUUAACCCGCGUAUACUCUGACUAGUGCUUCAUAUAACUUGCCCACGUAUUCGCUGGGGCGACAACGCAAGUUUCUCGAGCUUCUGAACCCCCAGCUUCCUUACGAGUCAUUGGCACCGGCAACUCGAACGCCUCCCCGUCGCAGGUCUCCUGGUUCACCCCGCAACUUGUUAUGCCAGAAUCCUACCUAGUGACUGGUGGAAACGGCCUCUUAGGAAGCCAUAUCGUCCGACUGCUUCUAGAACGCAGUGAGACCGCCGUGGCUGUCUUCGACAUCGCGCCGUCAGCGGAUCCUGACCCACGCGUCAGAGUAUUCUUGGGGGAUGUUACGAAUAGGGAGGAUUUCGCACGAGCGGUGAAGGAUAGCAAUCCAACAUGUAUCAUACAUACUGCCGCGCUGAUCCAAGGCGCACCGAAGGAUGCAAUGUUCCGGGUCAAUGUGGAAGGUACACGACGGGUGAUAGAGGCGGCGAGGGCAGACUGGGUGCCGAAGCUAGUAUUCACGAGCAGCGCGAGUGUCGUCUUCGAUGGGCGAGACCAGGCAGGCGUGGACGAGAGCGCACCAUACCCGGAUGUUCCAUUCGACGACUACAACGCAAGCAAGGCCAUGGCCGAACGCCUCGUGCUGGCCACGAACGAGGAGGGGGACUCAGGGUUGAAGACAUGUUCACUACGCGUCGCGGGUCUAUUCGGACCGGGCGAUCGUAAUGCUAUUCCUGGUCUCAUGGGUGCGCUCGAAGCUGGUCGGACGAGCAUGCAGAUCGGGAACAAUACGAACAAGUUCGACUUCACCUACAUCCCGAACGCGGCGCUAGCGCACCUCCUGGCGGCGGACCGCCUCUCCCCGUCACACCCGAAGCACGACCUCGUCGCCGGCCAGGCGUUCUUCAUCUCGAACGGCGCGCCCGUGCCGUUCUGGGACUUCCCGCGGGCCUUGUGGAAGGAGGCGGGCCACGUCUCUGCGAAGAUCACCGUCCUCCCGCGGGGCGUCGCGAUGGUGCUCGCGGUGCUCUUCGAGUUCUGGGCGUGGGUCACGGGCACGCAACCGCUGCUGACGCGCUUCAGGGUCGCGAUGGUCACGACGACGCGGUGGUGUGACAUCUCGAAGGCGCGCGAGGCGCUGGACUAUGAGCCUAAAUACAGCAUGGACGAGGGGAUACGCAAGUCAGUCGAGUGGUGGAUGGAGUCGAAGAAGAGUCGAGAGAAGCAGCUCUGAACCAGGAAGGGCCUGGCGCUACUCGCUGCGUUUGUAUGCCCGAAGUCGGCGCUCGCGUCUGACAUGCUCAGCCCGUUAUAAGACCACUCUGCUUAGCUCUUCACGUACAUUUUGGGACUGUAUAAUCUUUGAAUAGGGUGCUUGUCGCUUAAUUCUACGCGCUUCUCUCCGCCUAUUACGAGGCAGGCUAUUCACAGAUGCUCUAUGGA